GGACUUGUGUGUCAGAGGUGGGAGUUCCCUACCAAAAUUGUUGGAUUGAUUGGAUCCUGUGUGGAGAUUCCCUGUACAUUCUAUCCUAAGAGAAAUUCUGGGCCAUCCAGUACUGUUUGGUAUUUAUAUAGUCUAUCAGGCUAUCCUCGGAUUUUUACUAGUCCAACAAGCUCUUCAGUAUUAUCGGAUUACAGAGGCAGAACCUCGCUAGUACCUGGGAGUAACAGCUGUUCACUGAGGAUAAACCCUGUGAUAAAAGGUGAUGAUGGCAAAUCCUAUUUCCCAGGAGAAGAUGAGGACACCAAUGCCUGGACAAAACAAAGUCGGAGAACUCUACAACUUCAUGUCACAGAUACUCCAAACAGACCAGAACUUUCUGGAAAUGGAAAUAUGGUUGAAGGACGUCCUGAAAUAGUUUCAUGCUCUGUAGUGCACACAUGUGGCUCCAGUCCACCUUCUCUGAGGUUGAACAAAGCCGGAGAAACGGAGAGACAAUCUGUAGAUCUAUCUGGAGGAAAAUGGAGAGAAAUAUUAACAAUCACAUAUAUUCCUUCAUAUGAAGAUGACAAUACGGAAAUUCAGUGCACAGCAACUUAUCAUAACGGGAGAACAUCACAAAAUGCAGCACUGCUGAGAAUCAGAUAUGCACCAAAAGACGUGACGGUCAUCUUACGCACAAACAACAUUCUUUUGGAGGGUAGUGAUGUGACUUUAACAUGUUCCAGCAGAUCUAACCCUCCUCCACGCAGAUAUGAAUGGUACCGUGGGAAUAGCAAAAUUAAGUUAAACUCUGAAGAGAAGGAUUUAAGAGUACUGAAUAUCAGCAAAGACACGGAACCCUUUUCUUGUACUGCAAUAAAUGAUGUUGGGAGAGGAGAAUCGCCACCGACACUGAUACCUGUGCAAUAUGCACCAAUAGAUGUGACGGUCAGCUUAUCCAAAAAUAAAGAGCUUUUGGAGGGUAGUGAUGUGAUUUUAACAUGCUCCAGCAGAUCUAACCCUCCUCCACAAAGAUAUGAAUGGUACCGUGGCAAAAGCAAAAUUAGGUUAAACUCUGAAGAGCAGUAUUUCAGAGUACUGAAUAUCAGCAAAGACACUGAACCUUAUUCUUGUGUUGCAAUAAAUUAUCUUGGGAGAGAAGAAUCACCACCAAUAGAGAUACCUGUGCAAUAUGCUGCUACUGGAGUUCAUGUGGUUGUGAUUCCCCCAAGAGAGGGCGCUACUGAGCUAAAGUGCAAUUUUAUGAGUAGCAACCCCAGUGUGACUCAUUACACCUGGAUCAAGGAUGGAAAUAUCCUAUUGAAUAAAACUGAACAGAUCCUGGUAUUAGACAGCAAUGAAGAUAAAUCAGGGAUGUACUCCUGCAUUGCUCACAACACAGCUGGAAGCUCCACCUCCGCAGAGCUGGAACUUAAAGACAGCACCGUCAAUCAAAACUUGGGUGAUAAUGAAGACAGUCCUAAUUUACUUCUGAUCCUGGGGGUUUUGGCUGGAGUCAUCCUUCUGCUCUUCCUUGUGGUGAUUGUCUUCUUUUAUACAAGACGAAAAAGAAAGCCAACUGCUCCGUUAUCUCCAAUCCGUGGCGAAAUUCCUUCUCAUUUUCCGAGCAUAAGAGAUCAAGAUGAAGCAUUAGUGCAAGAACACCAGUAUGGAAACAUCCAAGUUAAUCCAAAGGUCCAUCCUAGGUCCCAGCGAUCACUGUAUUCAUCUCAUGUGUUGGGAGAACAAAGCCAUGCAAUCUAUACCAAUGAAGAGUUUUUACAUUCAGAAACAGAUAUUGAAUAUUCCACCAUCGCACAUACUCACCACGGAAGAAGGCAAGAUUUAAUUGAUGGUGAUGGCUACGGAGACAAUGUCAGUUACGCUACUAUAAAACAUUAAAAAACAAAUAUAUAUAUAUAUAUA
This is a messenger RNA of Rana temporaria (common frog), 1905 nucleotides long. RefSeq names its product B-cell receptor CD22-like. Bases 391 to 1881 code for a protein of 496 amino acids. The record is from RefSeq and is a predicted model, not a curated record. NCBI's taxonomy places the organism in Eukaryota, Metazoa, Chordata, Amphibia, Anura, Ranidae. The transcript is spliced from 10 exons.